GUCACCAUUUCAGUUUCCCCCGUCGGACGUAUUUGCGGACGGAACCGGAAGCAUCGCCGAUCACAACUUCCUCACAUGUGUCCAUGCUAGAACGAUCAUCUGUAUUACAUUCCAGUGCGAAGGUGAUCAUAUAUGUGUGUGAAUUCGUGACGCCUCCGUGUAAACCAUGGCGGAAAUCGUUCAGCAGCGAAUUGAGGAGAGGAUCCCGGAGCUCGAGCAGCUGGAAAGAGUGGGACUGUUCACCAAGAAAGAAGUCAAAUCCAUAAUAAAGAGAGCUACAGCCCUGGAAUACAAGCUGCACAGGGUGAUUAUAAACAAAGAGGACUUCAUUGCAUACAUUCAGUAUGAAAUCAACGUUUUAGAGCUGGUCAAGAAAAGAUGAGCGCACAUACACUAUCAGUUCAAACGAGAGGAAAUCGAGUUCCCCAUCAUCCAUAGAAUAAACAGUAUUUUCAGGAGGGCGACGUAUAAGUGGAAGGAUGAUGUGCAGCUUUGGCUUUCACAUGUUGCCUUCUGCAGAAAAUGGGCCACCAAAACCCAACUAAGCAAGGUGUUUUCUACGAUGCUUGCCAUUCACUCUGAUAAACCAGCCCUGUGGAUUAUGGCAGCUAAGAGUGAAUUGGAGGAUCGGGAUUCUUCUGAAAGUGCCCGCCACCUGUUUUUAAGGGCGCUGCGAUUCCACCCAAACAACCAGAAAGUCUACCAGGAGUAUUUUCGUAUGGAGCUGCUCCAUUGUGAGAAAUUGAGGAAGCAAAAGGAAGAGCUGGAGAAGGCAGAGGUGGAUUUGGGUGAAUAUGAAUUCUCUCCAGAGAUUCUUAGUGGCAAACUGGCUGAGGUCGUGUACAAAAAUGCAACAGAAAACAUCAAAGAGGCAGCGUUUGUCAUCUCUCUGUUAACCAUUGCUGCCAUCUUCGACUUCACCAAAGAUCUUCAGUCAUCCAUUCUGCAGGAGUACGUUUCNNNNUACACAGAAGAAGCUCUGACGUGGGAUUUUAUGGCCAGAAGGGAGCUGGAGGCUCCCAGUGCUGGGGAGGAACUGCAGACGGCCAAAGGCCGAGCCUCGGAUAUGAUCCGAACAGAGGAGCGAUGUUCCCAGGUCUAUGAGGAGGGCAUCAAAAGCCUUAACAGUGAACCCAUGUGGACCUGCUACGUGGUGUUCUGUUUGGAAAGGCUGAAAAGAAAGACAAAUGUCGAGGAACUAAAGGAAAAGAGGAAGGCCAGGCUGUUGGCAGUGCUGCAGCGUGCUCAUGACUCCACACUGUUGAAAGAAGAUUAUUAUAAGAACUGGCUUCAGAUCCUGCUCUCAUCUGGAGACGCUGAGGGAGCAGAGAGGGUUGCCAUGGCGGCCAUGCAACGCUUCAGUCAGUCAGUGUCGGUGUGGAACCUCAGUCUGCAGACACUAAUGGAGCUGGGCAGUGAUAACGUUGGCAGUCUACUCCAGGAGGCACUGAAACAUAUAAAUCCCAAGGAGAGUCUGACACUCUGGAAGCUACAGAUCCAGUGGAGCACAGCCAACCAGAGUCCUGCACAAACAGAGGCUGUCUUCAAGGCUGCUCUGCGGUGUGGUGUUCCAGCUGUUUCCAUGGAGAUAAAGGAUUGCUACCUGAGUUGGUCCUAUACCACAGGAGGCUAUAAGAAAGCCAGGAAGAUCUUUACUAGCUUACAGGAAAUCCGCCCUCUGUCCAAGGCCUUUUUCAUCAAGAUGAUUCAAAUAGAGAAGGACCAAGAAACACCCAGGAUGAACUAUCUGAGGGAUUACUAUGAAAGGGCUUUGCAGGAGUUCGGCACAACAGAUGAAAAUUUGUGGCUGCAGUACAUCCAGGAGGAGCUGGGACCAGGUGGUCAGCCCGAGAACUCUGGCAAAAUCCACUGGCGAGCCAUGAAGUUUCUAGAAGGUGAAAGCGUGGAGAGAUUCACCUCCAAAUACACUCUGCUGCAGACCGGACACUUAUGAGUGUUUCCCUGUUCUGUGUUGUCUUGUCGGCUCGGGAUUUUUCUCUUUAUCUUUCACGUUUCCUGUUAUCAAUUCAUUAAAAAAAGAAAUGUGACACGUUCAACUGUUUAGACACAGAUUUGUAGUGGUUGUUUAUAACUUUGACCCACUGAGGGAGGAAAGUCCAGGGAUACAGUUAAAUGCUAAAGUUUGACAUAUUUUGACAUUAUAAAAAAUUAAAAUUAUUAUAGAAAAA
This is a messenger RNA of Cynoglossus semilaevis (tongue sole), 2189 nucleotides long. It is a transcript of the gene utp6, whose product is annotated as UTP6 small subunit processome component. Gene Ontology annotation, biological process: maturation of SSU-rRNA from tricistronic rRNA transcript (SSU-rRNA, 5.8S rRNA, LSU-rRNA). The record is from RefSeq and is a predicted model, not a curated record. Lineage: Eukaryota; Metazoa; Chordata; Actinopteri; Pleuronectiformes; Cynoglossidae. Gene Ontology annotation, cellular component: Pwp2p-containing subcomplex of 90S preribosome; small-subunit processome. The transcript has 19 exons. Gene Ontology annotation, molecular function: protein binding; snoRNA binding.